Toxoplasma gondii ME49 is the source of this 5149-nucleotide messenger RNA. RefSeq names its product thrombospondin type 1 domain-containing protein. NCBI's taxonomy places the organism in Eukaryota, Apicomplexa, Conoidasida, Eucoccidiorida, Sarcocystidae. The transcript is spliced from 5 exons. The coding region runs from base 871 to 4569 and encodes 1232 amino acids. The record is from RefSeq and is a predicted model, not a curated record.
CUGAUUCUCAGGUGGCCAUCGGAAGUCUGUUUUGAUUGAUUUUUCUCUGGAAACACUCGCUGCAUUUAGACAGUGUCUGCUGCUUGUGCCGUAGUGUGUGUGAAUGCUGUUGCCAGCUGUAGACGCAGCAAGCGGGUCACUUCUCUCGAUCGACUCGCUUCUGUUUUGGCAAAGGAUUGCAAGCGACAGAAGCAGAAGCACUUUUCUUUUCCCUUGUUUUCCACCGGAAAAUCCUCAUCUGCUGGAUUGGCGAGACGCGUAGCAGAAGAACGGGAGGUAGAUCCGUUUCUGCGAAGGCGAGGAACGAGGGCGGCUAGCACUCGGCGGAGCAGGAAGCGGAGAAAAUGAUCGCGGAAGAGCGAACGGAGAGGUUUUUCGAAAAUCCGAUAUUUUGUGGCGGAUUCCUCAAGGCAGUUUAGACGCACCUCUUGCUGUUUGCGAAGAGGUUCGUGAAGAAAGCAGGAGCAUGAAAUCCCUUCUGUUUGAACAAGAGGACCAGCGAGAAUGCUUCUGAGGCACUCGCCCUCUGGGCGCGCUCUGUUCUCCUCUCUCUCUUCUCGUCUUGUCUGAAUCUGCGUAUUCCCUUCAGAAAACGGAAAGGACGAAGGGAGACGCGCGCAUGCACUGAUGGAGAGGGUGACACUCCGCCUUCGUGGUUCCACAGGUCUUCCACGUUUUCUGAAGCGAAAGCAUCCUUCUUGUGCUUCUCUCUCUUCCAAGCUCACCAUUCUCCGAGCUUCGUCUCGCAGCUGUCUAUCUCUUAGCCUCGACUGCCUUGGUGCUCACACCUGAGAAAAGUGAGAGGACACUGCAGCAAUCUGCUCGCUCGCUUUCAUUUGUCUGUACACCUGAGAUUUUCCGUUCUUCUUCAUGAUGCCGGCGACUCGCAGAAGCGCCUCUCUCCUGGUCUCCGCCAGAGGUUCAGCUGCCCGCUUCCCAGCGUCCAGCGUCUCCUUCCUGCACAAGGGUGCCGCUGGUGUGUCUCGUCGGUUUUCUGCUUCUCUCUCUCCUUUCUCGUGUUCUGCUUUCGUUUCUCCCUCCUGCCCGAUGGCUUCUUCUUCUCCCUUUUCGCCUCCUCAUUUUUCUUCUCUUGUUUCCUCUCCGUCUUCUCCUUCUGCCGGCUUCCCGCGCUCUGCUUCAUCCUCUGCCUCCUCUGCUCCCCCAUGUUCUUCGGCGGGUGUGUCCAAGGUCAGCUGCUUGAAGUUGAGCUGCGGCGAGCGCCAGCAAGAGGGAGAGCCCAGUCUUCCUCGUUCAGCUGAAGAGAGGAAGGCUACGAACCGUCGAGAACUGGAGUGCUUGCGCGCUCUCCAGAGCGCCGUAGCUGAGAGGGAAGCAGAAGCCGAUGGAGGCUGGACGACUUGGAGGGGAGUCUCGCAAAGAACGUGGAAGCAGAAGAGAUCGGCAUUGCUUUCUUCGCGCGUUACGGCGGCGAUGAGCUUGGAAGAAGAGGACUCGACCAGUGGACCGCGAGGAGACGAGGAAGAGAGAGAAAGGCGCAGUGGUGUGUGUGGAGAGAGAGGGCAGAAUGGCGGGGAGAAACUUGGCAGAGUGCAGGGCGUUUCCACGGGCGACAGUGAGAGUCGAACGAGGUGUCGCAGAGGCCUUCAUUUUUCUCCUCAAACGAACAGAUUCUUCGUCGUGCUCCUUUCGUGUCUUCUCUUUUUCUUGGUGGGAGAAGGUCAGGAGGUAUGCCCUCCUUCGCUCCAACGCAUGGAGAGCAGUACAGAUUUCUUCUUUUUCAAGAUCGCUUCUGCUGAAGCCCACACUGCGAAUCCCGGUGACUCCUCGAAGUCUCGUCGUCGCUCGCCCCGCAGUUCUCGUUUUACCUCGAAGGCGUCUUCUGAUUCCUCUUCCUCUUCUCGCUCUUCUGCGGAUUCCUCUUCCUCUUCUCGCUCUUCUGCGGAUUCCUCUUCCUCCUCCUCUCCUCUUUCGCCGGCGUCGAGUGCCUCUCCUGUUUCUCCGUCUCAUCACGCGGCUUCCUCUUCCUCUCACCCUUCUUCCUCGUCCUCGUCUUCGCUCUCUUCUUCUCCGGAUUCUUCGCCUGAGGAAGUGAAUGGACUGCGCGGUCGGGCGCGUGUGUGGACUCGCCGCGGAGGCUUGUCGUCUCGAUUGCGAGAGUUUCUGUCGGAUGCGUCGGCGCUUCGCAGUCAAGAGUCGGCCGCCGACGCCGUUGAAGAAGCUCGCGCGCGGGUGCGUCUGCUCAGCCGGUUCGCUCGGAGUCGACGGCAGACGCUGGAGGCUCUGGGGGGGAAGUUGCGACGGAGCGAGUGGCGAAGAAAGAGGACUGGGAUGAUGGCGUCCGAGGCGCGAGAGUCUCACAGAGGUCGCGACCUGAACACGCUGGCCGAUCGCGAGAAGAAAGCGUUGAAGUCUGCCCUCCUCGCGGCGCAGCUCAGCAGACGCCGCAUGCAGAGCAUUCAGUCGGAGCGGAGUCUGUACAGCCUGGUCCGGCCGUUGCUCGACGAGUCCGACGCCGCGGGUGUGUAUACGGCCAACGAGUGCGUAGCGGUGAGGUACGCAGACUAUCCGAAGGAGUUCCCCGGCUACGACAUCUCCACGGAAAGCUGCAGGUGCCCGGACGGCUGGCUGCCGUGCGCCGAAUCCGACGCGGUGGCGCGCAUGUCGGCAUGGGAGCCUGUGAUUUGGGAAGAGAAUGCAGACGAAGGCUGCACGUCCGAGCGCGGGGAAGUCAUGCUGGAGCACAUGAACUUCUACUCCUGUCCGCAGAGGACGUUCGUCGAGUACACCGGCCCAAGAGACGCGACAAUUCGAGAUAAACAGUGCAAACGCGUCGCAUUCGUCCUCUGCAGAGCCGCCACAUCCAGCUGUAUCACAGGGCCUUGGUCAGAGUGGACCAGUUGUUCGGUGCCGUGUGGAGAAGGAUAUCAGUAUCGAUGGAGAAUUCCCGUUACGGGUGCGUCAUCGUCGACGGAUAAAGGCGCAGUCACUCAAAGAUCUUCCAGAGAAGCAUGCGCGCCGUACCACAUGGAGGAAAGACGAAAGUGCAAUUUAGGCGCCUGUCCAGAGAAGAUCACAAAAACUACGUGUUUUUGGACAACCGUGCAGGUCGACAGAGCAGAAGGCGCAUUUGACGAAGACCAGGGCAGCUGCAAGUGCGGCACCGGAGACGACGCAAUCGAUCGCGAGGAAGGAGCGAUGGUUCCCUGUACACCCGAGGAAGCCGUUGCCUCCAUGGACAAUUGGAAAAGUCACUUUCGUCAGCACUGCUACACUUCCCUCGGUUUGAGGAGGAGAAGCAACCUCGCUCUUCGCUUCCACUCUUACGGGCAUGUUGUGAGGCUAGGACUUCGGGAUUUGUGGCAUCUGGACUGCACUGGCGGGUGGAGCAAAUUCAACAUCUUCGAGGCGAAAAUGUUCUGCGGAGUAGGAGCCAAGAUUCUGUGUCGCUCGAGAACUGACUCCGCACAAGUGCCAUUCUCAAUGGAGCAACACAACGCAGAGAGCGACGCUGUGACCAGAAUUUCCAUGCUUUUGAAACGACAGCGUCGAGUAGAGGAGGCGUCGCCCCAGGCCUUCGCAGAGGAAUCUCUCCUCCUUUCUGAAGGCGGUGUUUCGCACUUAUGGAUUUCUUUGUUUGCGGGGGCAGUGGCGGCCGUGGUGUUUCUCGUCUGUCUGACGAAGCGCGCUGCGGUGGGAACCUUCCUGCGUUCGAGAGUCUCGACAGCGACGGCGGGAGGAGAGACAGUCUCGGCAAAGGGAUCGACGCGUGGAUCGAGGAACGCCGGGCGCCGCGUCUUCUCCGCCCAAGCAGUGCGCGAAGCGGUGGAAGAGCGCGUGCAUGCGUUUGUGGCUUUCGCGAGGAGCCAGACGACCGCAGUGAUCCUGGCAACUGAAAAGUGGAUGGAAACAGCUGCAGAAAGAGAGGUGACUCAGGAGAUGCAAGGUGUGUCUACUGCGUCUUUGCGGCUGCUGGAGAGAGACUGUAAGGAGCGAGAGGAGCGAGACAGCGCGCGGAAGUCCUGUCCCCAAGAGGCGAAAGGCCUCUUGGAGGGAGAAGAGGACGUACCGGCUCUUCUCGUUUUCCCUGCUCUGAAGACAGCGACGGAUCGCGUUGUUCGUGUCGCGCGUUCGACUCUCAGUCUCGAGACUCGCAGCUUUUCUGGAGCUCAAAGAAGCGCUCAGAGACUGUGGGGAAAGGUCCGGUCGAUCUUUCUCGCGCGCGGAAAGGAGAAGAGAGAUGAAGAUUUGUUCUCCGGAGAAGAAGGCGAAAGAGGGCGCAUUCAGCGCGGGGGUCCUGCCGCAUUCGUCUCUUCGUUGGCUUGUCAAAAAGUCGAGAGGAGACGCGCGAGGCGGGGACGCAGAGAGGGAGACAGCGGGGAAGGUGGAGAUUGUGGAGAAGCGCGAAAGGCGAAUUCGGGAGUUGCCGGCAGACUCGACUCACUCACUGAGAUGGACAGAGACGACUCUUUCGUCUUGUCGGCAGUGGAGGAAAAACUGCUCUUCCCGAGAGGCAAAAGAAACACUCAAGAGAAACUCGCGAGGAUCAACAAGGCGGCCCGGACAGCCGCCGUCAGUGCCGUGACACCCGAAUCCUUUGGGUCCAUGUAAACGCUCACUUUUUGUUUUUCUCUGUAAGAUUUGUCGAAAGCAUUUCUCCGCUACACCCCACCGUUUGUCAAGUUUGACGCGAACGCCUCGCGUUUCUCCCUGAGCUGGCUUCCGGUUUUUUUUUCGAGCCUUCUUUCCAAAACAGGAGACAGAAGGGUGAGAACGCAGGAACGGCUGAGGCGGAUAGACACGCCUGAGCUGGGAGAGAGUUGUUCGUGUUGUGUGGGCGGUUUGCUUAAGUUCUGUAAAAGCCGCGUGCGACAACGCGCCCAUGUUUCGUUUUUCUCUCCCGCGCUUGUCUUUUUCUGAAAAAGCCUGUUACAGUGUAACGCAAACAGGCGAGGAGCUGUCUCCGUGGAUUUCAAUUUUUUUUCGAGACCUCUCCCCCAAAACCUCGCGGAAGAAUUCUCACUUCCCCCGACAAGAAGUACCCUGGCCAUCCCACCGUGCGCCAACUCUCUCGGGGAGUCAUCGUAUACAGGUGUAUAGAGUGUGAGGAUAAACACAAAUCGGCGGAUAAACACCUAUAUUCCUCUGAACAGAGAAACAACCGUGUUCAAAAGUAUGUAUAUUGGCAUCA